Messenger RNA from Striga asiatica, 6129 nucleotides. The record is from the annotation of a GenBank genome assembly. Lineage: Eukaryota; Viridiplantae; Streptophyta; Magnoliopsida; Lamiales; Orobanchaceae.
UUUUUUUUUUAUCCAUCUCCAUUUAGCCCUUAGGCUAAUCUCCUCAAUCCCAUCAUUUUUCUCUCUGCACAAACAAACCCAACAUUCCAUUCAACAUACACAACAAUAGAUCCACCAUUGGGAUCGAGAAAAAUAAAGAAAGGUAUUGAUUGUUGUUUCUCUAGCUAAGCUUAUCGUCGAGGAUUGAUGUGACUCAAUCCUCGAGGGAGCUAGGCAGAGAAAUCAAAUGAGAAAUAAUAAAGAAAUGACGUCGUUAGGAAAUCAUGACGGUAUUCAACCUGCCCUCACGAGGCGAGCCUCCCGCAGUGCCACCACCACCUUCUCGAUGGAGGUGUUCGACAAUGAGGUUGUGCCUUCUUCUCUCCAAUCAAUCGCUCCCAUUCUUCGGGUCGCCACUGAAAUUCAGAACGAACGUCCACGUGUUGCCUACCUAUGUCGGUUUUAUGCUUUUGAAAAGGCACACAGAUUGGAUCCUAAUUCUAGUGGACGUGGUGUGCGCCAAUUCAAAACCAGCCUCCAUCAAAGACUUGAAAGGGAAAAUGCAUCAACUCUAGCGUCUCGGGUGAAGAAGACGGAUGCUCGCGAAAUCGAAAGCUUUUACAAACAAUACUACGAGCACUAUGUGGUGGCGCUCAACAAGGGGGAACAAGCUGAUAGAGCACAGCUGGGGAAAGCUUACCAGACAGCUGGUGUGUUGUUUGAAGUGCUUUGUGCUGUUAAUAAGACCGAAAAAGUCGAGGAAGUUGCCCCUGAGAUCAUGGCUGCAGCUAACGAUGUCCAGGCGAAGAAGGAAAUAUAUGCUCCGUACAAUAUUCUUCCCAUGGAUUCUGCUGGGGCAAAACAGUCAAUUAUGCAGCUGGAAGAGGUGAAAGCGGCCGUGGCUGCUCUACAAAACACCCGUGGCUUGACAUGGCCAUCCUCAUUUGAGCAGCAAAGACACAAAGCUGGUGAGCUGGACCUCCUUGAUUGGCUGAGAGCCAUGUUUGGGUUUCAGGCACGUCUUAGAGACAAUGUGAGCAACCAAAGGGAGCAUUUAAUACUACUGCUCGCGAAUAUUCACAUACGGCUAAUCCCCAAGCCUGAACCACAAAACAUUCUCGACAAUCGAGCUGUUGAUGCACUCAUGAAUAAGCUUUUCAAGAACUACAAGACAUGGUGUAAAUACUUGGGAAGAAAACACAGCUUAAGACUCCCAAAGGGUCAGCCAGAUGUGCAGCAGAGAAAGAUACUUUAUAUGGGUCUUUAUCUUCUUAUAUGGGGUGAAGCAGCUAAUGUCCGCUUCAUGCCUGAAUGCAUAUGCUACAUUUUCCACAAUAUGGCAUAUGAGCUCCAUGGACUCUUAGCUGGAAAUGUUAGCAUUGUCACAGGAGAAAACAUCAAGCCUUCCUAUGGAGGGGAUGAUGAAGCCUUCUUGCGGAAAGUCAUAACACCUAUUUAUCAAGUGAUUGAAAAGGAAUCCAAGAAAAGUAAAAACGGGAUAGCCCCUCACACUGCUUGGUGCAACUAUGAUGAUUUAAAUGAGUACUUCUGGUCAACAGAUUGCUUCCAUUUGGGUUGGCCAAUGCGUGAUGAUGGUGAGUUUUUCAAAUCAACACGAACUGUGACGCAGGGGAAAGGUGGUUCGAGAAAACCUGCCGGCAAGCUGGGCAAAUCAUUCUUCGUAGAAACUAGGACGUUCUGGCACAUUUUUCGGAGUUUUGAUCGUCUGUGGACAUUUCUUAUUCUUGCACUACAGAUCAUGAUUAUCAUCGCAUGGAGUAGAGUUUCUGUAUUUGAUCUCUUCCAGAGGAAAACCUUAUAUGACUUGUCUAGCAUUUUUAUCACGUCAGCCUUUCUUCGUCUCCUUCAGAGCAUUUUGGACAUUAUUCUAAACUUCCCGGGCUUCCUUAGGUGGAAAUUCACUACAGUUUUGAGGAGCGUCCUCAAGAUAAUUGUCAGCCUAGCUUGGUCUAUCAUCCUCCCUAUGUGUUAUUUGGUCCAGAUCAAGUCAUCUUCAUUUUCACAAAUCAAAGAAGUGCUCUCUUUCCUUGAUAGACUUAAGGGUGUGCCGCCUUUGUACAUAAUGGCGGUGGCUAUAUACCUGCUACCGAAUUUGUUGGCUGCAGUCUUGUUUGUUUUCCCGAUGCUCAGACGCUGGAUUGAGAAUUCCGACUGGCAUAUCAUUAGGUUUCUACUGUGGUGGUCACAGCCAAGAAUCUACGUGGGAAGGGGAAUGCAUGAAAGUCAAUUUUCACUUAUAAGAUAUACUUUAUUCUGGGUGUUGCUUUUGUGUUCCAAAUUUGCAUUCAGCUAUUUUAUGAUGAUAAAACCUCUGGUCAAACCCACUCAGGACAUAAUGAACAUUCACCAUGUUGAUUAUGCUUGGCACGAAUUCUUUCCUAACGCUAGGAACAACUAUGGAGCUGUUGUUGCACUGUGGGCACCAGUUAUUAUGGUUUACUUCUUGGACCUUCAGAUUUGGUAUUCUGUAUUCUCUACCUUGUAUGGAGGCUUUAUAGGUGCUUUUGAUCGUCUCGGUGAGAUCCGAACUCUUGCAAUGUUAAGGUCUCGUUUCCAGUCAUUACCGGCUGCAUUCAACACUAGCCUGGUGCCUUCUGACAAAUCCAGAAGAAGAGGGUUUUUCCAUUCGAAAAACAAUAAGGUCAAUGCAAAUAGGAGAAGUGAGGCUGCUAGGGAGAUGGAUCUGCUUCUUGUUCCUUACUCGUGUGAUCCUAGCCUGAAAAUAAUUCAGUGGCCCCCUUUUCUGCUUGCCAGCAAGAUUCCAAUAGCACUAGAUAUGGCUGUUCAAUUCCGGUCGAAGGAUGCUGACCUCUGGAAGCGAAUACGUGCUGAUGAGUAUAUGAAGUGUGCUGUAACUGAAUGCUAUGAGUCAUUUAAACAUGUUCUGAAUGCCUUGAUAGUCCGAGAGACGGAGAAAAGGGUCAUUGGAACCAUCAUCAAAGAAAUAGAAAGCAACAUGUCAAAGGGCACUCUACUUGCAAAUUUCAGAAUGAAGCACUUACCUGGUCUUUUCAAGAAAUUUGUGGAGCUUGUGGAGAUAUUGAAAGAGAGUGAUCCAUCCAAGAAAGAUAGAGUUGUUUUACUGAUGCAAGAUAUGUUAGAAGUAGUUACCCGUGACAUGAUGGUGAAUGAGACCCGUGAACUUGCCGAGCUUGGUCAAGUUGGAAAUCAACUUUUUGCUAGCAUUAACUUCCCUCCCCCAAAUACCGCACAAUGGGAAGAACAAAUACGACGCCUCUAUUUGCUUCUUACUGUUAAAGAAUCCGCAGUUGAUGUCCCAACAAACCUCGAAGCACGUAGAAGGAUAGCAUUCUUCUCCAAUUCACUCUUUAUGGAUAUGCCACGUGCACCUCGGGUUCGCAAAAUGUUGUCAUUCAGUGUAAUGACCCCAUACUACAGCGAGGAGACUGUCUACUCCAAAAGUGACCUUGAAAUGGAAAAUGAAGAUGGCGUGUCUAUCCUAUAUUACCUUCAAAAGAUAUUCCCCGAUGAAUGGAACAAUUUCAUGGAGCGUCUAAACUGCAAGGAAUCUGAAAUUUGGGAAAAUGAAGAAAACAUACUACAACUACGCCACUGGGCAUCCUUGAGAGGACAGACCCUUUGCAGAACAGUCAGAGGCAUGAUGUAUUACCGAAGGGCCUUGAAACUUCAGGCUUUUCUUGAUAUGGCUACAGAAGAUGAGAUACUUGAAGGAUACAAAACCAUUACAGAACCAUCAGCAGAAGAUAAGAAGAGUCAGAGAUCCAUGUAUACUCAAUUAGAGGCCGUGGCUGACAUGAAAUUCACAUAUGUCGCCACCUGUCAAAACUAUGGGAACCAGAAACGAAGUGGAGAUCGUCGUGCGACAGACAUUUUAAAUCUUAUGGUUAACAAUCCAUCUCUUCGCGUUGCAUAUAUUGAUGAAGUUGAGGAAAGGGAAGGUGGGAAAAACCAAAAGGUGUAUUACUCUGUAUUGGUAAAAGCUGUUGACAAUCUUGAUCAGGAAAUAUACCGUAUAAAAUUGCCCGGGUCCGCAAAGAUAGGAGAAGGGAAACCUGAAAAUCAAAACCAUGCUAUUAUCUUCACGCGUGGGGAGGCUCUUCAGACCAUUGACAUGAAUCAGGACAACUAUUUGGAGGAAGCUUUUAAGAUGCGCAACCUACUUGAGGAAUUUAACGAGGAUCAUGGGGUGCGUCCACCUACAAUCCUAGGUGUUCGUGAGCAUAUUUUCACUGGAAGUGUGUCAUCAUUGGCUUGGUUUAUGUCAAAUCAAGAAACAAGUUUUGUCACCAUUGGCCAGAGAGUUCUUUCAAGACCUCUGAAGGUGAGAUUCCAUUAUGGACAUCCGGACGUUUUUGACAGAAUUUUCCAUAUGACACGUGGUGGCAUCAGCAAAGCUUCACGAGGAAUCAAUCUUAGUGAGGAUAUUUUCGCUGGUGAGAUCAUCUUAUUGACUAACCCUUGUUUAACCAAAGAAAGUUUAGGGUACGAGUCAGUUCCUAAAUCUCAGUUUUACCACCCGAAUGAAGGUUUUAAUACAACUCUGAGACGUGGAAAUGUUACUCAUCACGAAUAUAUUCAAGUCGGGAAGGGACGUGACGUGGGUCUGAAUCAGAUCUCACUUUUUGAGGCCAAAGUUGCAUGUGGUAACGGAGAACAGACACUGAGCCGUGAUAUCUACAGAUUGGGGCACCGUUUCGACUUCUUCCGCAUGCUAUCGUGUUACUAUACAACCAUAGGGUUCUACGUCAGCUCAAUGGAGAGCAUCGUCCACUUUGCCAAGUCCAAGGGAGACGAUGCUCUAAGCGUGGUGAUGGCCUCACAGUCGAUCGUCCAGCUCGGCUUCCUCAUGGCCCUCCCAAUGGUAAUGGAGAUCGGCCUCGAGAGAGGCUUCCGCACGGCGGCCAGCGACAUCAUCAUCAUGCAGCUCCAGCUAGCCUCCGUUUUCUUCACCUUCUCCCUCGGCACCAAGCUCCACUACUUCGGCCGCACCAUCCUCCAUGGCGGGGCCAAGUAUCGGGCCACGGGCCGCGGCUUUGUCGUGAGGCACGAGAAGUUUGCCGAGAACUACAGGAUGUACUCGAGGAGCCACUUCACAAAGGCACUCGAGCUCAUGGUCUUGCUCGUGGUGUACCAGGCGUACGGCUCGGCUGGCGACACCACAGCUUAUGUGUUUGUGACAUUCUCGAUGUGGUUCCUCGUGGUCUCGUGGCUUUUUGCGCCCUUUCUGUUUAACCCGUCUGGCUUCGAGUGGCAGAAGAUAGUGGAUGACUUUGAGGACUGGGCCAAGUGGAUGAGCAGCCAGGGGGGAAUUGGUGUGCCAGCGACCAAGAGCUGGGAGUCUUGGUGGGCCGAGGAGCAAGAGCAUCUUCAGUGCACAGGAUUGCUCGGGAGGUUUUUGGAGAUUCUUCUCUCUCUUAGGUUCUUCGUGUACCAGUAUGGGAUCGUUUAUCAGCUGCGUGCAGCACAGAAUGACAAGAGCAUUAUGGUUUAUGGUUUGUCUUGGCUGGUCAUUGUUGCUGUGGUAGUCAUUUUGAAGAUUGUGUCCAUGGGGAGGCAAAAGUUGGGUGCUGACUUCCAGCUGCUUUUCCGGCUUCUGAAGCUAUUCCUUUUCAUCUCCUUCAUUGUCAUACUAUUCGUCUCCAUAAAGUUCCUGGAGCUCACUAUAGCACAAGCUUGCAGGCCCAUAGCGAAGGGAUUGGGAGCAUGGGGAUCUGUGAAAGCACUGGCAAGAGGUUAUGAGUACAUAAUGGGUUUGAUCAUAUUUGCUCCAGUUGCUAUUUUGGCCUGGUUCCCAUUUGUGUCUGAGUUCCAGACGAGGCUGCUUUUCAACCAGGCCUUCAGCAGGGGUUUGCAGAUUCAGCGUAUUCUGUCUGGUGGAAAGAAAAACAAGUGAGACUCCCUCAGAUAUUUUGUGUGGUAGACACAUUAUCAAACAGCAAAAAGUCAUUUAUAGUACUGUGUCCAUUUUUUGAGGUGAGCAAAUGUGGCCUGCCACUGCCCUUCUGUAGCUGGCUAGUGUGAUGGAUGGUUCACUGUAUAUAUGUCGUGCACUGUCAGUUCUGAAAAAUUGUUACAUAAAACUAUCCUUAUUCAAAUUAUUACUAAUUAUAUUAUUGUGGGUACUACCUUUCUGCUAUUGCACUUUGC